AUGAUGAAUUUGGGCAGAAGCUUAUUAUAGUUAUAGAAGAAAUCAAAAUGUAAAUCUUUUAAAGCUUUUUCCUUAAUUUGGCACACCCAAACAAAAUCACAACAGUUGGAUUCAACGGUCAGUCCUUUUCUCGGGAAAAAAGAGAGAACUUUCCAUUUCCUCCUUUUUUCCUUUCUUUUUCUCCAUCCCUCUUCCCCCUUCCCCCUCUUCCUCACCAUCAUAAUCCAUCUCAAUUCCCCCUAAGUGGGGCUAUUGCUGACUUGAUUGAUUGUAUCUUUAUCUUGUAACCAAAGCUUGCCGCAUUGAAUUGGGGAUGGGAUUGUCAGCUUUGUAUUGCAAGGUUAAGAACUACUUUAUGCAUCGAUUUUAGCCUUUUUGGUAUUCAUCGAGUUAUGAACCUUGUGGUAUCCUAGAGAAAUUGUUGGGGAAAUGGCUGUAGACAAUACUUCACACGUACAAAGGAUUUUGAAGGGGUUUGCAACCGUCCUCAAGUCCGCUGCUUGUGAAUGUUUUCUGAUUCUUCUGUUGUUUGUUGAUGCUGCCUUAGCAUACCUGCUGACAAGAUUUGCGCAUUAUUGUGGAUUGCAAUCGCCUUGCAUUGUAUGCUCUCGGCUUGAUCAUGUUUUCAGAAAUGAAGAACCCGGAUAUUAUUGGAAUCUAUUUUGCAGCAGGCAUAUAUCAGAGAUUACAUCGUUGAUUUCCUGCAACAUUCAUGGGAAGCUGGUUGAUGGUCAUAGUGUGUGCGAGAAUUGUCUCUCGUCACACAUUGAGGAAAACAAAUCCACCUCAGAUAUGCAGAGGGUUUCUUUAGGAAACUUGGGGUUUGAUCCUACAAGUUUUGGAUAUUACGAACGUUGGACUCCAAGACCAAAUGCCCAAAGAUUACUCCCCGUAAAAUCACGUGAUGUUGCGGUUGCAAAUCCAAACAUUAAUUUUCCAUGUCACAUAAAGUGUCAAAGUGGUGCAAAGAAGAUAACUGAUAAGUCUUGUACACCAGCAGAGACUCAUAUCGGAAAAACUGGAUUUGAUCCUUCCUCUCAUGUUGGAUUCACUGAGCUGAAGAUCACUUCUGAAUCGGAGCAUGAGAUUCCAUCUUCCGAUGAUGAGGUUUGCAAUUGUAUGGUUCCUGAUAUGAACGAGAGUAAAAAAAUAUCUCUAGUUCACUCUGCUCCGGAAACUCCAUCUAAAAGAAUGUACAACAAUUUGGCUAAAUUAAAACAGCCUGAUUGUGACGGUAAAGUUCAGCUGGCUGAACAGAAAUCCAAUCGUUCGGUUUUGCCGGGGCUUAUUUCUCUAGAUGGUAUUCCUGCAUCAUCCUGCCUUGAGAAAGUUCCAAGUUGCAGUGCUUCGUUUCUGUCUAAUCUUAUUUCUCUAGUUGAUAACCCCAUUUCAGUUGAUGUUACAGAAAAUCCUCACGAAACAUCAUUGGGCAAGUGGACAGAUGUUACUGAAGCAAAUAAAAAUGAAAGUAUUUCUAUCAACAAGAAUGACAAAACCUUGAAGUCGAUAAGCACAUCAUCUCGAGCUGGUUUUGAAACUGAUCGAGUUGUAGAUGAUAUUGCUGUGGCACAUCUAACGGAUGAGGAUCCAAGUGCUGUGCAUACGCCACCCGUCUUUGGUGAAGAAAAAUGUGCACUUGGUAUGGAAGAACCUAUGCUGACAUAUAAUAAUGGAGUUAUCAAAGAUCAGUCGUUGCAAGGUCAGAAUUCUUCUGGAGAAGGGAAUCAAUUAUCAUUUAGCAAUGUAAGUCCUGGGUUGCAAGGUGAGGGAAUUCAUUCACAAGGUAAUUGUGACAGCGAUGACUUUGAUACAACUGAUGAAUCCAAUCCUUAUGGGGUUCAGAGUUUUGAUAACCACUUUACACAACGAAGUGACUUUGGAAGCCUUGAAUCUUUGGGUGAAAGCACUUUCAAUGAAAUUGAAGGUGAAGAUCCAGUUGACAAGCUGAAGCGGCAAAAUGAGCAUUAUCGGAAGUUCGUGAAAGACUUAUUAAAGGAAUUGGAGGAAGAAAGAAAUGCCUCUGCGAUAGCCGCCAAUCAGGCCAUGGCUAUGAUUACAAGGUUGCAGGAAGAAAAGUCAGCACUCCAGAUGGAGACCUUGCAUUACCUAAGGAUGAUGGAUGAGCAAGCGGAUCACGAUGGAGAUGCUCUGGAUAAAGCUAAUGAUCUUCUGGCAGAAAAGGAGAAAGAACUACAAGAUCUGGAAGCAGAGCUUGAAUUUUACAGAUUAAACUUGUCAGAAGAAGUACUGAAGGGGACUUUACCCGAGGCAAGCAUCAACAUAAACGAUGGACAUUCUUCGACGGAGAAUCCUAUAGCCAAAUCUGCAUGGUCACAAUUUGAAAAUGAGAAGUUGUACAUUUCUGAGUGUCUGCGAGAUUUGGGGAGGAAAGUUACCACGUUUGCUCAUCACGGUACUUACCCACACAUUUCUGAUGGGGAAUACUUUGAUAAAGAAGAAAACAGAGACCAACAUCAGCAAGAGUUCGUUGAUGAAAAGGAUAAAAAUGCAAAUCAUGAAGUGGAAGGUAAUGAUAUACCAGUGCAGAAAGCUUCAUCAGCGUUGAAUGGAAGUGUUCCUUCCGAAGAUUGGUCAAGUACUUCAAUAAGCAAAGAUCAAGUUGUUAGUAAAGGAAACAGUGAUUCGGUUUCCAAUGGACAGAAGGGUUCCGAGGAUUCCAAUGAAACUGGUUUGGCCAGUCUUGAAAAUGAAAUUUCCGACCUUAAUGGUAGGUUGGAAGCACUAGCGGCUGACUCUAAAUUUCUUGAAGAUUGUCUAAAAUCUCUUCAAAAUGGAGAUGAGGGGCUGCUUUUUAUUCAAGCAAUAUUUCAAGAGUUGAGAGAGCUGAGGAUACUUGGGUUAAAGAGUAGGAGCAUGUAUGUUUCAUGAGCUUUAUCUGUAUCAUUACAUGAUGCAUCCGAUUGAGGGUAAAGUGGCCAGCAUGAAGUUUGAUUCAAAAAGUUGCAGCCUUGCAGGAUCUCAGCUUACCACGGAAUCGUGAAUUUACCCGGAUCAGGUUUUACGCCCUAGCCACCUAUGUUUAUCCCUUCUCUUUAUUUCUUUUAAAGUAUCCAUAUUCGAUACACGUGUGACACACAUAUUCGAGUAUGGGU
This is a messenger RNA of Hibiscus syriacus, 3113 nucleotides long. RefSeq names its product myosin-binding protein 3-like. The record is from RefSeq and is a predicted model, not a curated record. Gene Ontology annotation, molecular function: myosin binding. Lineage: Eukaryota; Viridiplantae; Streptophyta; Magnoliopsida; Malvales; Malvaceae. The transcript is spliced from 5 exons. The coding region runs from base 430 to 2889 and encodes 819 amino acids.